Notothenia coriiceps (black rockcod) is the source of this 1007-nucleotide messenger RNA. Its product is annotated as probable tRNA N6-adenosine threonylcarbamoyltransferase. Gene Ontology annotation, cellular component: cytoplasm; EKC/KEOPS complex. Bases 129 to 1007 code for a protein of 292 amino acids. The transcript is spliced from 10 exons. Lineage: Eukaryota; Metazoa; Chordata; Actinopteri; Perciformes; Nototheniidae. The record is from RefSeq and is a predicted model, not a curated record.
GACCCUCCAGAUGAGUACUGAACAUAAGUUCUUAUAAUACAUCCAGGAGGUAAAAGAGUUAUUAUUAAAAAAGUAGGAACAAGUUGAAUAAAUGUGUACCACCGAAGAAGAGCAAUAAGAUAGCCGCCAUGACUAUAGUAAUUGGAUUUGAGGGAAGUGCCAAUAAGAUUGGCAUUGGAAUCAUCAGGGAUGGUGAAGUGCUGUCCAACCCGAGACGGACCUACAUUACCCCCCCUGGUCAAGGUUUCUUGCCGAGUGACACCGCCAGGCACCACCGUGCUGUCAUUCUGACGGUCCUGAAGGAGGCGCUGGAGCAAGCAGGGCUGAAGCCUGCAGACAUCGACUGUGUGGCGUUCACCAAAGAUGGGGGAGCCAGCAUGGCCAAGCCUCUGCUGAAAAUACAGCGCUAUUUCCGCAGGAAACCUAUCCGAUUCUUUUCCCUCAUCCUCCUGUACCUGACUGCCGGGAGCCUCGUCUUCUUGCACUCUGGCUUCGUCGGGGAAAGCCGCUCCGGGGCCAGAGGAGGCCGAGACUCCUUGGUAGCUUCAGAGAAGGGAGGCCGGACUUCACUGUCAGACGCUCGGGGGCUUGGCAUCAUGAGUCGAGUGUUUAAGGAGACUCGCAGGUCCGGGCGGAGGUACGGCCCUCCGUGGAUGAAGAAGCCGGGACAGGAGGGCCAGGACACGGUGCGCAGGGGGGGAGACUACACCAACAACUGGAACCGGGCCCUUAAAGCACGCAGCGCCAAAGAUGUGGACGAUGGAAGAGGUUUCUCCACUCAGAUUUCCAAUGACCCCAGUCCAGGAUACAACAUCGAGCAGAUGGCUAAAAAAGGGAGUCAGUAUGUGGAGCUACCAUAUACGGUAAAAGGAAUGGACGUCUCAUUUUCUGGGAUUACCUCUUACAUUGAGGAAGCUGCUCACAAGAUGAUCAGCUCGGGUCAGUGUUCAGCAGAGGACCUGUGCUUCUCCCUGCAGGAAACGGUGUUCUUCCAUGUUCAAAGAUGA